GGGAGGUCACCUCCCUGAAAAUCAAACCAUUGCCUCCCCGCCGCCACCACCACCAAGCGAGGCUGUCCGUGGCGAGCAUGGACUGCCCGGGGAAGGAAGGCACCGGAGGGAGGAAGAGGAAUUUGACCCUGCUGAGGAGAAAGCUGUACAUGGGGCAGAGGAGGAGGACGGAGCCCGUGGUAGAGAGCACCACCACCACCGCCGGGGACCACGGCAGCUUGAGGAGGAGUCAGUCCGACAGGACAGAGUACAGCCAGAAAUUGCAAGAAAAAAUGGCUCCACAGGUGGUGUCCUCAACCCCUGCCACCCCCCCACAGGAGGAUGAAGAAGAAGAAGAGGAAGUCAGCAGGCGCAUGAUGGACAGGAGGGUGAAGAUAAUCGCAGAGCUCAUGCAGACAGAGAAAGACUAUAUCAGCGACCUGGAUCUCUGCAUCAAGGAAGUGAUUCAGCCCCUGAGAAACAAGCAGAUUGCUCGCUUUGACGUGGAUGGCUUGUUUAGCAACAUUGAAUUGGUCCAUCAACUAUCAGCCAAACUGCUGUCAUUGUUGGAAGAAGCCACAACAGAUGUGGAACCACCCAUGCAAAUAAUCGGGGAAGUGUUCUUGCAGAUUAAAGGCCCACUAGAAGACACAUAUAAAAUCUAUUGCUAUCACCAUGAUGAUGCACACACCAUGCUGGAAUACUAUGAAAAGGAUGAAGAACUGAAGCAGCAUUUAAGAGACUGUGUACAGUCCUUAAAAAAGAGAUAUGAAGAAGAAGGAAAGCCAAAUCUAAUGGACCUGGGAUCUCUGUUGAUCAAACCAGUGCAACGGCUGAUGAAAUAUCCCUUGUUACUCCAUAAGCUCUUGAACUCAACUCCUGCUUCUCACCCUGACCACGAGGGGCUACAAGAUGCCCUUUUUGCUAUGAAAAACAUUAAUGUGAACAUCAAUGAACUUAAAAGGAGGAAAGAUUUAGUGAUGAAGUAUAGGAAGAAUGAUGAUGAUGAAACCCUUAAAGAAAAGUUUUCUCGACUGAAUAUUCACUCCAUUAGCAAGAAAUCCAAGAGGGUCACCAGCCACCUGAAAAUACUGACAAGGGGAGAACCUCAGGUGAAAGAUAGAACUUUUAAUAACGAAGAAAAGUUGUUUCAAAGUCUGGAGAAGACUGUGAAAUUGUGUGUGAAGAACAUUUCUCUCUGUUCACAACACCUCCAGGAAUCUAUACAUCUGGCUGCCCAGAAUAUAAUUUGGCUUCAGGAAAUCCUGCAAGAUAAAGAUGACACAGAGAAUGACUGUUCGGAAAAACAGACCAACACUGCAAAUCUAUGUGAAGACUUUAUGGCUCAGCUGGACAAGCUUGUCCUGAGUCCUCUCUCAGCACUGCAAGCCCUGUUUCCAGGCCCUCAGAAGCUCAUCCAGAAGCGCUAUGACAAGUUGUUGGACUACAACAGCUGCCUUCAGAGGUCAGCUGGAGAAGAGAUGGACCUGACAAAGAAAGACUAUGAGGCUCUAAAUGCACAGCUAGUCGAAGAACUUCAGGUAUUCAACAGAGCAGCCAAAAAUAUUGUGUUGAACUGUCUACAUUGCUUCAUCACCCUCCUCAGGAAUAUUAUGUUUGAAGCCCUUCAAUCAAACUCUGCUGUCAUGGUGCCUAUUCCACUGUCUUCCUCAAGCAUCUGUGAAGUGCAGAAUCAAUUGAUAGAGGAGGUUCACAAACUGAGUUUUGUAAAGGAAAACAGCAGUGCAACCUUUAUUGAGAGAAAAUUGAGCUUGGAGAGAAAGAAACCUGUUCCUUCUCCGCUGGAGUCCCCACGCCAAACAGAGGGUGACAGGUCCAAGCUGUUGUCCACGUACAGCGCAGAGUCGCUGUACCAGGCUAAGCGCAAGUGCCACGCCGCGCAGGAAUUCGAUAUUGACUUGCAUGAAGGAGAGCUGGUGGCUGUUGUGGAGCAAAAGGACCCCUUUGGAAGCACAGGCAGAUGGCUUGUUGACACAGGAAUCCUCACAGGGUACGUGUACUCCUCCUUCCUGAGGCCUUACAACCCAGCCAAAGAGCAGAAGGCUGUAGCAGAAAACGGCUUGGGUGAUGAUGAUUUUGAUGACAUCAGCCUCUUUGUCCCUUCACGGCCCCCUGCUGACAGCAGCACAAAAAGUCUAGGGUACAAGAAGAGUGACAGCAGCUCACAUUUUCACUUCUGUGAAAAUUCUGCAAUUAAUGGCACAGGGACUGGUGAUUUUCCGGGUAUGGAUGAUCAGCAUAUCUUCUAUGCUGUUUAUGCAUUUCAAGCUAGAAGUGAUCAAGAACUCAGUCUUCAGGAGUAUCAGAGGGUGAGGAUACUUCGCUUUUCCGACCUGAGUGGCAAUAAGGAAUGGUGGCUAGCUGAAGCAAAAGGUCAGAAGGGAUAUGUACCAUCUAAUUAUCUAGGGAAGAUGACAUAUGCUUAGGAGGGGAAGGGCCUGUUGAGCCACACUCUCCGAAGCAGACAGAAUAAUCAUCUGUUAGGUUUGUUUGCAAGCAGAGCAAGCUCACAAAUGACUGACAAAAGCCAUGGUAUCCAGCACACAGAUGAUACUGAGAACCUCCAUUCUCCAAAAGCCAUCACCUUGUCAAGACCUGAGGGAGGAAGCACUUAACAGGAAGACUGAUUGUGAUUAACAUGCUGAAGAACUGGCUUUUCUAUUACCCCAUAAUUUUCUCUUUUGUCACAGCAUCGUAUAUCAAGACUCAACCUACAAGUACAAAUCACAGAUGAAAUUACAUUUCUCUUCCAUGAUAUUUAGCAAAUAAUAUUCAAGAUGAAGAGAAUUAGCCUUGGAAAAAGGACAAAUUCAGUCAUCAGGGAUACUGUAGGCUGAGUUGUUCCUGAACUGUUUUCUCAGUGAACACAGACACAUCUUAAAACUUGAGCUUUUUUGAUUGUCUGUUUUAUCCUCAGCUGCUUUUGUGAAGAACCUUUUUUCUCAGUGGAGAUUAUUGGAUUGGGAAAAGGGCUUCAUUUUUAAGGAAACAUUUCAACUUAACACAUAACAGGUGUGGUGACUAGUCCCAGGAAAGAAGGUAUGUUUAGUUAAAUAUGGAAAUACAGGAAGGAAAAGAGGGGACACUGGAAACAGGUACUGUGACAUAAAGAAGUUACAGUUUUCAAAUUAAUUACACAACUGUUUCAUAUGGCAGAAACAGUUUGUAGCAAUAUGGAAGUGCCCCAGGUUUGAAAUCCACAUAUGUCUCCACACUAACUGCUUUAGUGAAAGAUCUGUAUAGUGAAAUGAAGCCUGUGUUAUUAGUCUUGGGAAAUUUACUGGUUUAAAAAAAAAAGGGGGUGGGAAGAAGUCAAGUGGUGCCUUUCAAUGAAUAUUUAGUCCCUCUCUGGCUCCUUAAGUCAGAUGCAGGGAUCAUAAUAUCUAGUGAAUAAGUUUCUUUAGGUUCACUUACUGCAGUGAUUCCUAGGUCAGGCUGGGGCCCUGCACUUAAGGUAGACUGAAUGGUGACAGCAAACAGAAAACACAGAAUCCUUGUGAUUCAAAUUGGUAGCUAAGUGCUCGUCACAAGGAAUUUCACCACAGCAAUGCUGACAUCCUCCAGUGACUAGCGAAGACCUGGUGCAAAGCGCUGCAAAAAGGAAACAAAAAAUUAUGAUUAUGCCUGCUGCAAAUAGUGUAAUUGAAAGUAAACUCCUGUCAGGCAUUUUCUGUAUUGCAUAAUUGCAUGUACUGAUGACUAAAAUGACAACACUGUUAAAAUCAAGGGCGGGAGGCAGGUA
Ficedula albicollis (Collared flycatcher) is the source of this 3742-nucleotide messenger RNA. It is a transcript of the gene ARHGEF38, whose product is annotated as Rho guanine nucleotide exchange factor 38. Gene Ontology annotation, cellular component: cytoplasm. The transcript has 14 exons. The record is from RefSeq and is a predicted model, not a curated record. Gene Ontology annotation, molecular function: protein binding; guanyl-nucleotide exchange factor activity. Lineage: Eukaryota; Metazoa; Chordata; Aves; Passeriformes; Muscicapidae. The coding region runs from base 78 to 2426 and encodes 782 amino acids.